Messenger RNA from Solanum pennellii, 1442 nucleotides. RefSeq names its product F-box protein CPR1-like. The record is from RefSeq and is a predicted model, not a curated record. Lineage: Eukaryota; Viridiplantae; Streptophyta; Magnoliopsida; Solanales; Solanaceae. Gene Ontology annotation, molecular function: protein binding. The transcript has a single exon. The coding region runs from base 18 to 1151 and encodes 377 amino acids.
AUUGUAGAGAACCAAUCAUGUCGAAUGAAAUUAUGAAAAAAUUACCCGAGGAUGUGAUAAUUUAUAUACUUUUAAGAUUUUCAGUGAAAUCUCUGCUAAGAUUCAAAUUCAUCUCCAAAAGUUGGUAUACUCUUAUACAAUCCUGGAGAUUUAAAAAUAUUCAUAUCAAUGGCACUACAACAACCAACAAUGAAUUCAUUAUAUUUAGUCGUUCCUUCAAAAAAACUCAAGGAUUUAAAAAUGUGUUGUCUAUUAAUUCUAGCCAUGAUCACAAUGAUCUUGUUUUACUAGAUCUUGAUCUUCCAUAUCUAAACUUCACUCGUGGUUUUAAUGAACUCGUUGGUCCCUGUAAUGGUUUGAUUGUUUUGACGGAUAAUGAUGUUAUUAUCUUAUUUAAUCCAGCUACUAGAAACUAUAUGUCACUCCCACCUAGCCCUUUUGUUUGUCAAAAGGGUUUUCAUCGUAGCUUUAAAGGUGGCAUUGGAUUUGGUUUUGAUUCGAUUGGAAAUGAUUACAAAUUUGUUAGGAUUUCAGAAGUAUUUUUGGAUGCUUAUUGGGGUCCUGAGAAGCAAGAGAAAAAAGUAGAGGUUUACGAUUUGUGCAUUGAUUCAUGGAGAGAUGUGACUGCUGAUAUGGAUCAACAGUUCCCUAGUGUGUUUAGUAAUCCAUCUUUCGAGAUACUUCAUCAUGGAAUAUUUCAUUGGUAUGGAAAAAGAGAUCGAAUAUAUGUAAUUCUAUGCUUUGAUAUUAGUACUGAGAUUUUUCACAUAAUGAAUAUGCCUGAUUCUUGUAAUGUAUUUGAUGGUAAGUGUUAUAGCCUCACAGUCUUGAAUCGGUUGCUAACAUUGAUUUGUUAUCCAAGUAGCAAUAAUGACCUCAAUCAACAUACCAUGGACAUUUGGAUAAUGAUGGAGUAUAAUGUACACCACUCUUGGACUAAAAUGUAUAUCAUUAAACCUUUUCCUAUUGAAUUUCCAUUAACAACUUGGAGGGAUCAUUUAUUGCUUCUUCAAAGUAAAAGUGGACUUCUCAUUUCCUAUGAUCUCAAUUCCAAUCAAGUCAAAGAGUUCGACUUACAUGCUUAUCCAAAAAGUUUGAGAGUUAUAGUUUUCAAGGAAAGUUUGAUUUCUAUUCCAAAAAGAGGACCCUAAGUAUCAAGGUGCAACUCUUUUACAUUAUCUUCUUUAAAUAGCACAUAGUUUUCAAAAAAAAAAAAAAAGAAUUUUCCAUGAAUAUUUUAGAACUUUUUUGUGGUAAAUACUCUCCAUUUGAAAAUAAAUAAUUUCUUUGAGGUGUGGAACACACUUAAGAAAAUUAGUUUAAGAAAAUUAGUUAAGACGAUACAAGAAAAAACCCAAUUACCAACUAAAAAUUUGUUGGUAAAUUGAUCAAAUCACUUGUCAAAUUUAGUCACCAACUGAUAUUAAUUUUUUUUUUUUGCA